CUGAGAUCCUCGUAAGCAAAGAGAGCCUACAGAAGUGAGCAGCUACCGCAAAACCCUAAUUAUAAGGAGUGUGAAGGAAACAAAAGCUCGGCGAUUUUUGCUUGUUAUUUGCGAGGAAGAAGAAACAAGAUGAGGCCGAUUUUGAUGAAAGGCCACGAAAGGCCAUUGACGUUUCUCAAGUACAAUAGAGACGGCGAUCUUUUGUUUUCGUGCGCCAAGGACCACACGCCCACCGUUUGGUUUGCCGACAACGGCGAGCGUCUUGGCACUUACCGCGGCCACAACGGCGCUGUUUGGUCUUGCGAUGUCUCGAGGGAUUCGACGAGGCUUAUUAGUGGAAGUGCUGAUCAAACGGCGAAGCUGUGGAACGUUCAGACGGGGACUCAAUUGUUUACAUUUAAUUUUGAUUCGCCGGCGAGGUCGGUGGAUUUCGCCGUUGGGGAUAAGCUUGCUGUGAUUACUACGGAUCCUUUCAUGGAAUUGACUUCUGCCAUUCAUGUUAAACGCAUUGCUAGAGACCCAACUGAACAGACUGGGGAAUCGGUGCUUGUCAUGAAGGGCCCUCAAGGAAGAAUUAACAGAGCUAUUUGGGGGCCCCUCAAUAGGACUAUCAUCAGUGCUGGAGAAGAUGCUGUGAUUCGUAUAUGGGAUUCUGAGACUGGAAAACUGCUUAUGGAGGCUGACAAGGAAUCUGGCCACAAAAAGGCAAUAACAUCACUUGCAAAAUCUGCAGAUGGUUCACACUUCCUUACUGGUUCCCUGGAUAAAUCUGCCAAGCUAUGGGACAUGAGAACAUUGACGCUUAUCAAGACCUAUGUUACAGAACGCCCAGUCAAUGCAGUUGCAUUGUCCCCACUUCUUGACCAUGUGGUGCUUGGAGGUGGUCAGGAUGCAUCAGCUGUCACAACCACUGAUCAUCGUGCCGGGAAGUUUGAAGCUAAAUUCUAUGACAAGAUACUUCAAGAAGAAAUUGGAGGCGUAAAAGGGCAUUUUGGGCCUAUCAAUGCUUUAGCAUUUAACCCAGAUGGGAAGAGUUUCUCAAGCGGUGGAGAGGAUGGUUACGUACGAUUACACCAUUUUGACCCAGAUUACUUCAACAUCAAAAUUUAAUUUGGAGCAGUUCACUUCACUGAUAUAGCUUGUCCCAACAAGAAAAUCGAAAAGGUAGUCUUGGAGUAUAUAUGGCAAGGAGCUUCCUGUUUGAUUUUGUUGAGUAAUGCAAAUGCGAUAAACUACAUUUGGUAUUUGACUGCAAAGGGAUUAGAAAUUUGUAGAAGAUCCUAUUUGUAUGACUAUAACCAGCUUUCUUCUCGUGCUCAUUUUAUGAAAUGUAGCAAUUUUGAGCUUUAUGAAUUUUGUUAUAUUUUCAAGAUUAUCAUUUUAUUUCACCUUA
Molecule: messenger RNA, 1393 nt
Organism: Theobroma umbraticum
Lineage: Eukaryota; Viridiplantae; Streptophyta; Magnoliopsida; Malvales; Malvaceae
Product: eukaryotic translation initiation factor 3 subunit I-like
Biological process (GO): cytoplasmic translational initiation
Cellular component (GO): eukaryotic translation initiation factor 3 complex, eIF3m; cytoplasm
Molecular function (GO): translation initiation factor activity; protein binding; RNA binding
Source: RefSeq, a predicted model, not a curated record